Dracunculus medinensis (Guinea worm) is the source of this 354-nucleotide messenger RNA. NCBI's taxonomy places the organism in Eukaryota, Metazoa, Nematoda, Chromadorea, Rhabditida, Dracunculidae. The record is from the annotation of a GenBank genome assembly.
AUGAUGGCGCUUUUUGCAGCAGUUUACGAAUCAUCAACUGAACUCUGUGAUAAUACAAAAGAAUUUGCCAACGAUCUGAAUGCAUUUCAGAAUCAACUCGAUAAAAUUCUCGAAACUUUAGAUGAGUUAUCAAAACUGGUUGAAAGAGAAAAAGUACGUGCUUUAUCCUCAAGGAAUAUGUUGAAAAGUUCUUCCAGGCAAAAAACAGCAAAUAUUCAACAAUUACAAAUUUUAAUCAAUGAGCGCCAACUUGAAUUAGACCGACUACGCAUUGAACUGGAAGCGCUACAAAGAGAAGAAAGUGAACAAAAAGAAUAUAUGCAAAAAUUAUUUUCAACAACAUCUUUUUCGUGA